AUAGUGACUAACCCUGUACAACAAUGUAAAAAAAAUCAAUAAUUUCUCAAAACAUGCUAGUAUGUAAAUAUAGCUAUUAACAAAAUCGUUUUCUAAGCAAAUUUAUCACAUCCAACUUGUUUCCCGCUCAAAGGGAUUUUAAACAAUGGAAGGUACACAUUUGUACCAUCCCACCUACUUAGUGAGAUUUUCGAAUAUGAUGAGAGCUGUAAGCUCUGUGCAGGGACACUGCCUGCAAACACCUGUGAUGCCAGCUAGCUGCUGAUCAGGGAUCGAUAAACCAAAAUCAAGGAGGCAAAUUGUGGGCAGCAAAAACAGACAAGAUAGUCUAGGGAUCUAUUCUAUCCACAACUCGGAUUAUUGUUUUGGUUGCAAUGAAUAAUGCCUACAGCCAACAGGCAAUCGGCGCAAGGAUUUCCCCACAAAAGAAAAAAAUGUUGUGUACUACAUCAUUUUAUUGAUGAUUUAAAAUUCACUUCAGCAAUGUAUCCGGCUUGCAACGUGAUUAAACAAUGUCACGAUAUCGUUGCAGUCGAGUCAGGUCAGGUCACAAUAUUACCAGUUAAUUUAUAUUAACAAUGAAUCAAGAUAAUUUAUUGUGACUUCCUUUUGAGGAAUAUAGACAGAUUCACAAUGAUAGCUUAUUGUUGUUGUUGUUAUUAUUAUUAUUAUUAUUAUUAUGUAUUGACCAUAAUGUCACUUUAAAACUAAAUUUGAAAAUUAUUUCAUACUGUACUUUAUAUUUCAGAUAACGAUGUAGAUGGAGAGACGGUAGACUGUGGACUCACUGAGACCAUGGUUGCAUAUCUUUUUGACAAGUCUUUCAAAAAGCAGCUGAAGUUCAGAGACUUCACAAAUCGCUACAAGGAAGUCAUCAUCACUUUACAACCGGUCAACCCAUUUGAAAGUACAGCUGAAGGUCCAGUGUCCCAAGCAAACCAGAGUUCUAUACCUUCUUGCCGUAGACUGCCUGCAGUUAUUUCCAUUCCAAAAUUCCCACAAGAUGUCCAGAGUCGCUUGGAUCUCAAAGAACCAGUCCAGAAAGAACAGAAGUACCGAAACAAAAUAAUUGGGACUCUUUAUGAAAUGCUGUCACAGUACACAAUGUACCCAACCCACUCAGACUACAUCCAGGUCAUCAAAGCCCUGAUUGUGAAGUAUCCUUUCUUAAGAGAUGUACACGGAAAUGGUUAUGUGAGUACCUCUCCUUUUUUGCUUCUUUUAUAGAUUAUAUUAAUAUAAGGUAAGCAUAAUUAACUUCUUAUAUACAUUUGAAACAACUAGGACACCUGGCACAGCCAACUCAAGAGAAAGUUCAAAGCAGAACGGGCUCCCCUAAUCAGCAACGAAGAAGUGAACCGGAUUAAAGAAAAGUUUGGACGCACGCAGAAACAUCGGACCACAGAGGAAUCCAGCAGCUCCUGUCUGAAGAGACUGAAGCCCUCUCUCGUAAGUCCUCACACCCUGAGCCUUUAAGAGCUAAGGUAACAUAUGUAGUCUUAAUAUGUUCUCUGUAAAGCUAAAAGUAAACAUUAAUUGAAAGAAACAUUUUAACAUUAACAUAGAAAAAGGAACUUCACAGUUGAUUUAACAAAAGUCAGCUCAACUUGCAAUUCCUAUUCAACAUUUUUGCAUUUUUUUUCAAAGCAUUUGGUGUACAAAUUACCACAUUUCGAGUAACAUUAACUUAUCAGAUUUUACUUAUGAUAAUACUGAUAUCUGCUUUGACAAAGGAUUCGUGCUUUGUGGGGGAAGAUGCAGCCUCCGUUGAUGCUCAUAUCAAGGUACUAAAUGAUCAGCACAAGAAGCUACAUCCUGACACAGCACUGGUGAAAGACCGCAUGACAAAAACCUUUGCAUGGAGACGUCGAGAGGUAGCUGAAGGAAUGUGUACUGUGGACCUAUUAAAGAGAUAUCCAUUCCUGGGGACACCCACAGGGUUGUGUGAUGAGGUUGAUUUAAUGCAUCCUUGCCAAGACAACAUCUGUCGCCGCUUUAGCGAAAACUUCACAGCUGUUCUUCAAAAUGUUCUUCAAAUGACCAAGGAUUUGCCACUGAAGAAGGUCUACAUGGAGGCAAGAGUGAAUGCACUGGCUGAAGACAUUACAGGAAUUGACUUCAAGGGGGCACUUCUCCUCUUGCCAUCCAUCUUCAAGGAGAAGAUAGAAGAUUUCAUCAUCCUUGGAGAGAAUACUCCCACGAGUCCAUACCCAACCAUUCGAAUGAAGGAUAAGAAUUGGACAGCUGCCCUCUCAAGACAGUGUCGCGGUGUUGUGACAGUUGAAGGAGUGGAUGUUUGCUCGUGCCGCUCGCUGGAUGAGGCCUACAUCUCAGCAUUCUCCAGCUUCUUCGUGUUCAACAUGACCUACCCUGCAUACUUCAAGAAAACACUUGUCUUUCUUCAGAACUGCAUUGUCAACAUAGGAGACCAGGGAGACAAACCCCUUCCAGUAAGUGUCACCAGGGUACUUAACCAACUCUAUUAAAAAUGCCCCCACUCUACAAAUGUUCAAAAUGUUCAAAAAGGGCAUUUACUCUGAGGAAGUUGAUUACACAUGUUGGGUUAGUACACGCACAUGAGGCUCAUUUCAGCAUCACUUGUGGAAUAAAUGACUGCCAGGCAGCUUUUUGCAAGUAUCACUCUUUUCGACGCCAUGUGUAUCGCAAACACAAACCCUCUGUUUUGAAUAGCCUUGAGGUAGUUGAAGAUGGAUUUGAAAACCAUGCACACAAAGAGGUUGAAGACACACACACACACAGUUCGGACGAGUCACACACAGUUCAGCAGCCCACACCACCUAGUAUGGACAGUUUGCUUGAUAAUUUAGGAGAUCAUUUAUUUAGCUUUAUUCUCAAAUGUACUGAAAAAAAUAACCUUCCACACACUGUUCAGCAAGACAUCGUUGAUGAUCUUAGUUUUCUGUUAUGUUUUUUUAAAGAAAACUACGACUCGUUUAUUCGUUAUCAUUUGGAAAAACGUGGUUUCCGCCUCAGUGAUUGUCCAGAACUUGAGCAGGUUUUGUCUACUUCAGAUUUUUUCCAGAAAGCAUGUGAUUCAAUUCGUUCACCAUUUAUGAUAAAAGAACACUGCAAAUCAAAAAUGAACAUGACAGAACCUAUCAGUUACACAGUAAGAGACCAUUCUGGUGUGAAAAUUGGUAGUUAUUCGUAUGUUCCAAUCCCACAGGUAUUAAACAAAUACUGUCAGGUGGAGGAUGUGUGGGAACAAAUUGUUCUGGAUAACCACAGAAAUCAAGAUGAUGAUGAUGUUAUGACUGAUUACAAAGACGGCAUGUAUUUUAAAGACCACUCAUUUUUCAAAGACCAUCCUCAAGCUCUAAGACUUCAUUUUUAUGAAGAUGAAUUUGAAAUUGUGAACCCACUUGGUGCAAAACGAAAUAAAUACAAAAUCUGUGCAUUUUAUUAUACUAUAGGAAACGUAAGUGGAAAACAUCGCUCAAAGUUAAAUCACAUUCAUUUAGCCUUACUGGUUCGCCAUUCACAUUUAAAAGAGUGUGGGCUUGAAACUAUACUUCAGCCCUUGAUAACUGACUUGAAGAUGCUGUCCACAGUGGGUUUCACUAUCUGUGUCAAUGAAGUAGAGCACACAGUUCAUGCUGCUCUUGCUACCAUUUCAUGCGACAACCUUUCCGCUCAUAUGAUUGGGCGUUUUUCAAUGUCUUUCAAUACAGGCAGAAUAUGCCGAUUUUGUAUGGCCUCGCACUCAGAGAUACAACAGCACUUUUGUGAGGACCAUUUUGUUAUUAGAACAGCCAAAGUACAUGAGUACCACAUAAACUGUGUGGAAAACAACCCAGAGAGU
Messenger RNA from Nothobranchius furzeri (turquoise killifish), 3823 nucleotides. The record is from RefSeq and is a predicted model, not a curated record. Lineage: Eukaryota; Metazoa; Chordata; Actinopteri; Cyprinodontiformes; Nothobranchiidae.